CGCAUUCGUCCCCAGAGCCAUGGAAAGGCGUUAACUCAAGAAGAUUGCAAAAGAACAGCAUUUGGAUUUUAUUACAAAUCAACACCAAAGUACAACACUGAACAUAAACAUCUCAGAUGUCAAUAAUUAGGUGAAACACAUUUCAUCGGGGAAAAAAAGUACAUAUAUUAAAAAUAAAUAUAUAACAAAAAAGGUAAAUUGAAAAGAGCAUUGAAGAAGGCCAAAUUCUGUAUAAUCGAGAAAACGGUAAAAGAACAUUGGAAUAUUGGGAAAUUUAGUCUUUUGACUGUAUUUGGUCUUCUAUAUUGUUUGUGUAUCGCGAAUAUAACAGACCCCGCUCUGACUUGUCAUUCUUCGGAUUUAAUCUCUGCAGUGAUCGAUCAAGCGAUCAGAUUAAGAUAAGAUAGCCGAUUGUAUUAAAUCUAUGAUGAACAGUCAGAAAUUUAAGAUGAACUGGUGAAGUAUUUACAUCUCAAAAAUUGCAAAGACACCGACAAUAACAGCAACAACAGCUACAACAACAUAAAUCAUAACAAGAUCAUCAGUAAUAGUAGAGAUACGAAGAUAACAAGAACCACGAAAAGCAAAAGGGAAAGGCAAAAAAAGGGACAUCUAUUAAAACACAAGAAUAACACCUUCGAUUUCAUCACCAUCAGCAGCAGCAGCAGUGCAGCAGCAGCGCAGCAGCAUUUUCCAUCAUCAGCAACAGCAACGACAACAACAUAAUUUGAUCGCUGUCGAUUACAACGACGAACAAGAAAAAAUAUUACAAGAAAAAUAACGAACAAUUAUAAGAACAAAAACAACUACUGGAUUGCUUCUUUUCUCCUACAUAAUAAGAAGGGGAGAGAAAGAAAAACGAUAUUGGACGCGAGGGUGUAUGAAAGGAGUGAUACAACACAGAAAUUAGUUAAAUAUGCACAGCGUGUCACUUGCAAUCAUGGCUAAGCUUCCAUUCCCGUCUAUUGAGAAGAGUAACAGCUACGACGGGCGGAGGCAGCACCAACACUACCACCAUCCACACAGUAUCACUGUAGACGACAAACAAGACAUGAUGGGUCUGCAACAGAUACACGAGAACUGCGAUUCGUUCAUGAAAACAACGGUGCCAAGCAAAGCGCCAAGCCGCGCUAGCAACCGCAAUGCAAACCAAGAAAACAUGAUCUUGUCGAGAGAAGAACGCCGCCGCAAGAGACGGGCAACACAAAAAUACCGUACGGCUCAUGCUACCCGGGAACGAAUACGAGUGGAAGCUUUCAAUGUGGCUUUUGCCGAGCUCCGCAAGUUACUACCCACACUGCCACCGGAUAAAAAACUUUCCAAAAUUGAAAUACUCCGGUUAGCUAUUUGUUAUAUAUCGUAUUUGAAUCACGUCUUAGAACUGAGUUGAAGAACACGUGUUCAAUGCAACAGUUUGGUCGUUGUAAAAGGUUCGUGGUUGUGGUACCGCUGAAUUCUGACAGAACCUGACGGAAUACUUUUCCUUUCUAAAACCAAAAAUAAACAGGAAUGUAUUUAAACAUCCUGGAUGCAACAUCGCAAAGGUUUCAUUCCAGAUGCUCUCUGUCACUCAUGUUUUUAUGGAACAAAAAUUAGCAAAAGAUUUUUUUUAUGUUAUCAAUUUUAAACACAUUUUUUUAAAGUUUACAUUCUCGCCAUUUUGUAUACGAAACCGAAACUACUGAUUUGUUCCGUCUUAAUUGCCAAUCACAGUAUUAACAAUCAAAGCCCGUGUGGUCAAUACUGAAAUCACUUUGCUCCAUUGAUCGAUAACAUUAUCUUUCUAUGAUAUUAUUCAGUACUUUACACUUUUGGACAUUCAUGAUGCGAUUGGAUGAUAAGAAAAUAAUCAUUACUUUCUGUACGGCUCUAAAACAGAGACGGCAUAAACAUUACAAAAUAUUACUGCAACUAAUGAAUACAUACAGACUCUCCCACAGUAUUACAAUAAACAGAGUGAACUUCGUCACCUUUGCAAGUGCUAUCCGUCAACGACUGAUUUCAAGUCGUAUAAAGUUAUGACGUGGGAGGAGAGUAAAUGAACUAGUUACUACUGCAAACUGAACAAGAGCUGCAGAGUCCAUUUCCCAAAACCGUGGCGCUCAUCACUGCAUAUUCAAAUAUAUAAGUAGGUCGCUCUCUCCACCACACAUGCAAAAAUAAGAGAAAUAAAGAAACUUGUGGGAUAUCCACAUAGGUUAGGGUUAGAACAACUUGGAAAAUUGGCUUGCAGUCAACACCGCCAAAUGGCCACAAUCCGCUGCAUUUAAAUAAAGUGUUGAAAUGUAAGGAAGAGGAAGAAAUAGUCUGCUCACAGCUUACUCAAUCUCUCUCCCACAACGCAACAACCCUGCUUUUAUGCUAUGACCAGCCAGUUUAGAAGUCUGCUGGACCAUUCGUGACAGAUGCAUCCGUAUGUGGGCUUUCGUAAUCGCAAAAUGGGCAGAUACUUGAAGGACAGUUUCAUCGCCCUUAUCUGAGGAAGAAAGAAAUUUUUCAGUAUAUGACAUAAUUUUUCGACCCCGGAGGAAUAAAAGGCAAAAUCGAUUUUUACAGGAUUUGACAUCUCAUAUAAAGGAUGUAACUAAAUAAUUCAAGCCGUGCACUCCAUGAUUCAAUAAUAAUAAUAAUAAUAAUAAUAAUAAUAAUCUUUUCUACUCUCAGCGCAAGGCCCUAAAUUUUGGGGGAAGGGAUCACUCGAUUGGAUCGAAUCCAGUACGCAACUGGUACUUAACUUAUUGACCCCGAAAGGAUGAAAGGCAAAGUCGACCUCGGAACAUAAAGACAGACGAAACACCGCUAAGCAUUUUGCUCGGCUUACUAACGAUUCUGCCAGCUCGCCGCCUUAAUAAUAAUAAUAAUAAUAAUAAUAAUAAUAAUAAUAAUAAUAAUAAUAAUAAUCUUUUCUACUAUAGGAACAAGGCCUGAAAUUUUACGGGAGUGGGAUAGUCGAUUACAUCAAUCUCAGUGCUGAACUGGUACUUAUUCAUCGACCUUCAAAGGACGAACAGCUAAGUCUACAUCGGCGGAAUUUGAACUCAAAAUACCCUCACAAAAAGCAAAAG
Molecule: messenger RNA, 3065 nt
Organism: Octopus bimaculoides (California two-spot octopus)
Lineage: Eukaryota; Metazoa; Mollusca; Cephalopoda; Octopoda; Octopodidae
Biological process (GO): regulation of transcription by RNA polymerase II
Molecular function (GO): protein dimerization activity; DNA-binding transcription factor activity, RNA polymerase II-specific; RNA polymerase II cis-regulatory region sequence-specific DNA binding
Source: RefSeq, a predicted model, not a curated record